AUGAGGCGGCUUUCCGAAAUCAUCUCUGACUGGGACAGGCCAUCCACUACGUCACUUUCUCACAUGUACUCUUAUGCUCGACGCGAAAGCGUCUACAUUGCCAGGAAAAAACUAGCAGGACUCAAAGAUUGGGCUCUUGAUCUUUUGGCUAAGCUCAAAUCUAAGCAAGGAAUGGCGAUACGAAGAGAAGCUCGAGCCACAAAGCUUGUUGCUACUGUGAUGGGUACGAAAACCUAAGG
Molecule: messenger RNA, 239 nt
Organism: Cylicostephanus goldi
Lineage: Eukaryota; Metazoa; Nematoda; Chromadorea; Rhabditida; Strongylidae
Source: the annotation of a GenBank genome assembly